Molecule: messenger RNA, 7491 nt
Organism: Leopardus geoffroyi (Geoffroy's cat)
Lineage: Eukaryota; Metazoa; Chordata; Mammalia; Carnivora; Felidae
Gene: B3GALT2
Product: beta-1,3-galactosyltransferase 2
Exons: 3
Coding region: 865-2133 (422 amino acids)
Cellular component (GO): membrane
Molecular function (GO): N-acetyl-beta-D-glucosaminide beta-(1,3)-galactosyltransferase activity
Source: RefSeq, a predicted model, not a curated record
CCCACAUUUAAACUGCUGCCUGCCUGUGCAGCAGCUGAGGAACUGUGGAUUUCAUAUUAUAGACUAAAACCCCAGUAAAACUGCUCAAAAUCCUUCCUGCAGCUGCCAGGCAACAACGAAAGAGAGUUAAAUCCUAUUCUAUUCCAAUACAAUCGGAGCACUACAUUCUAGCUCCGGCUGCUUUACAUUGCAGCUCAGUGUUAUUACUAGAAAUAUGGAUACUGAGAAGAGAAUACAGCACUGCAUUGUCCGGCCAGGAAAACAGCAGAUGUAAAAAGCUUCAAUGCAUCAACUGUCGGCAAGAGUCAACAGUGCUCCGAAUAGACCGGACAACUACAGCUCUUUUGUUUAAAGAAAGAGAAAGAAAAUGAAAGAAAGGAAAAAUCUCAGAAGACUAGGACCCAUAUGAACAAGGAGGGUAACUCGAAGACAAGCAGACAGAUGGACACUUUGGAUACUGUGAAAAGCAAUCGCAGGAGGCAGACUAUUGGGGGAUGUGCGCAUGUUCGAUAGCAUCUUUUUUGCUGAAGUGAUGGCGUGCCAAAAGUAUUUUCAGUGGGCAUAAUCCUCUCCACAUAAAUGGCCUGACCAAGGAAGUAGGGGCCAAUGGAAACAUGCCAAGCAGUGUACUGUGACUAACAGAACUCUGCCAUAAUCAACCUUGCACCGUCUGUCCCACAACUGAUACAUGACCGUUUUACAAAAAAGGCCGCUGACUGUGCACCAUACCACCAAUGAAUGACUGCAUGGGAGACAACGUGACCGAAUUAAAAAAUGAUUACCAAAGAAAAGUAUUGAUUCAGGAGAAGGAAACAACAUUUUCAGCCUCCAGUAUCUCAUAUCCCAUUACUGGAUAUUUACAACAUGCUUCAGUGGAGGAGAAGACACUGCUGCUUUGCAAAGAUGAGCUGGAAUGCCAAGAGGUCUCUGUUCCGUACCCAUCUUAUUGGUGUACUUUCUCUAGUGUUUAUUUUUGCUAUGUUUUUGUUUUUCAAUCAUCAUGACUGGCUGCCAGGCAGAGCUGGAUUUAAAGAAAACCCUGUAACAUACACUUUCCGAGGAUUUCGUUCUACAAAAAGUGAGACAAACCACAGCUCUCUCCGGAACAUUUGGAAAGAAACAGUCCCUCAAACUCUGAGGCCUCAAACAGCAACUAACUCCAAUAACACAGACCUGUCGCCACAGGGAGUUACAGGGCUAGAGAAUACACUUAGUGCCAAUGGAAGUAUUUACAAUGAAAAAGGUAUCGGACAUCCGAAUUCAUAUCAUUUCAAAUAUAUUAUCAAUGAACCUGAAAAAUGCCAAGAGAAGAGCCCUUUUUUAAUACUGCUAAUAGCUGCAGAACCUGGACAAAUAGAAGCUAGAAGAGCUAUUCGGCAAACUUGGGGCAAUGAAAGUCUAGCACCUGGUAUCCAAAUCACAAGAAUUUUUUUGCUGGGCGUAAGUAUUAAGUUAAAUGGCUACCUUCAACGUGCAAUACUGGAAGAAAGCAGACAAUAUCAUGAUAUAGUCCAACAGGAAUAUUUAGAUACAUACUACAAUUUGACAAUUAAAACACUAAUGGGCAUGAACUGGGUUGCAACGUACUGUCCACAUAUUCCAUAUGUUAUGAAAACUGACAGUGACAUGUUUGUCAACACUGAAUAUUUAAUACAUAAGUUACUGAAGCCAGACCUGCCUCCCAGACAUAACUACUUCACUGGUUACCUAAUGAGAGGAUACGCACCCAAUCGAAACAAAGAGAGCAAGUGGUACAUGCCACCAGACCUCUACCCAAGUGAACGCUACCCUGUCUUCUGUUCUGGGACUGGUUAUGUUUUUUCUGGAGAUCUGGCAGAGAAGAUCUUUAAAGUUUCUUUAAGUAUCCGUCGUUUGCACUUGGAAGAUGUAUAUGUAGGGAUCUGUCUUGCCAAGUUGAGAAUUGAUCCUGUGCCCCCUCCCAACGAGUUUGUGUUCAAUCACUGGCGAGUUUCUUAUUCAAGCUGUAAAUACAGCCACCUAAUUACCUCUCAUCAGUUCCAGCCUAGUGAACUGAUAAAAUACUGGAACCAUUUACAACAAAAUAAGCACAACGCUUGUGCCAACGCAGCAAAAGAAAAGGCAGGCAGGUAUCGCCAUCGUAAAUUACACUAGAAAAGACAAUUUUUUUUUCAAAUGUGCAAUCUGUAAAAUAUUGCUAAAAGCAUGUAUAGUUAAAACUGAUUACAUCCAUAGGACAAGUUUUAGUUAAAAUUCAUCACAUACAGAAAUUCAAAAACUAUUUUUUUAAUUUCUGAAAGUAAUUCUUAAAAAUACCAUUAUAUAACAAAAAAGGUAUCCCAAAAGAAACUAUUAAAAAAAAAAAAAACUGUAUAAGGGGAUUCUGUGUAUUAACAUGCAAUAAAAAGCAUGCACACAUCAAUGGUUCAAGGCUUACGUUAAGGGCCAAUAAGAUGUAUUUGCAUAUAUUUUCCACAUAAAUUUUAAUUUAAGAAAUGGAGACAGUCAAAAGACCCUUCUCAUUUUAGAUUCAGUUUUUCAUUUUAACAUAUAAUUAAAUGUAAAUAAAACAUUAUUGUCAAUCUUAAGGAAAAUUUGUAAUUGUGCAAAGGACAAAUUUUCUGACCUGACUCUUCUAGGGUUCUAAAACUAUAUUCCAUGCAAUAAGAUUUAGUUGAAUUACUCCAUAAACACAUUUAUAAAGUUCAGAUGUUUCAUCAAUGCAAUUCUCAUCUAAGUAUUUACCUUUUAAUAACAAUUGAGAUACUCAUUUUCUUUUAUUAAUACAUAUACUGGGGGAAAAUUAUUUUGACAUGUGAUAAAAUGUGAAAAAUCAAUGUGUCUCAGGCUCAAGUUUUUAUAAGAAAAAAAAAGUAAAUGUUUCAAAAUAGACAGUUUGUUUCCUUGUUGGUGUUAAGGGCCAAGCUAGUAUUUAAAUGAGUUAUUCUAUUAGAUCAGUUAUUGCACUCUUAAGGAGUACUACCACUUAACUUCAAGGAUAUCUGUAAAAAUACAACAGGUUCCUCCAACUGAAGCAAAAGUAAUUACAGGCACAAAGAGAAUGUACUGUUGAAAAAAGAUACAGGAUAAAGAGUGCAGCAGCAGUUUCAUUCAAUACAUUUUUAAGAUGCAUGUCUGCCAAACUGCAACAUAUGGGAAGUUUAUUUCCUGACAGCAGGUGUACACAUGCCAAUACUUAAUCAUUUUAUGGCACCUACUUCUUUCUCUGAGUGCCAAGUUUACAAACCUGCAGUUUUUAAUUUGGUAGAUGACAACUAUUCCAUGUCACCAAUUUAAAACCUUUUUUGGGAGGGAUGGGGGAAAACUACAAAUGUUUGAUGAACACUUGAUUCUAGGAUGACAAUGUAUACAACGCACUUUUACCAAGUUUUUAAUAAAAAAAGAAGUAAACAAAAAAAUCUUUACUGAGUGUUACAGUACAAAUAUUUUCACAGUAAUUCUGUUUGGUUCCAUUACAAAGUUUAAAAUCAAGAAAUAGUAACCCACUAAGUUUGAAAGUGUUUUUAAUUCAUAAAAGUAUGUAAAAUUUAACGAUCUAAAUCUAAUGAAGAUGUUACUUAUCCUAAUUGUAAUGACAAUCAUUUUUAUCCUUGAUUCUAUUCUGAAGAGAUACUGUACCAAAACAGAACUGUAAUAAUUGUUAAAGUUCAGAAUCACAGAAACUGUUUAAGUACUUAUUAUUUAAUAUGUUACAUUCUAUUUAUACUGAAUAUAUCUCCCAUUUUCAAUUCAGUAGUCUUAAGUAUUCUAUUCUACAUAGAGUAAUUUUGAAAGCCAAGCUAUAUAACAUCCCAGCUCUUGGUUAAGUCCAUUUCUCACUUAAUUUAUUCUAUAUGAUUAUAAAAACACUAAAGUUACUAAAUGCCAAACUCAUUAAAUAAAAGUCACACAUAAGAGGAUAAUACCAAAUUAGGUAAGUAAGUUUCAGGAAAGACAAAAGUAAUCUUUCCUUCAAUGUAGAGUAAUUCUCUCAUUUCUACUUCAGAAGUUUUUUUAAAAAAGGGUAUAUGUGUGUACAUGUAUGCAUGCGCAAUUAUGUACCCAGAAACAGAACCCAAGCACUAUCUGCCUAAAUUAUGAUUAUAGUGCAGGACCUUUAAAAGAUAGUAUUUUUCUUCCGGAAAAAUUCAAGUUUAAAAAGUUGACUUUGAAAAGCAGAAUUCUUAACAGACAACUAAAUUCCUCCUAUCUUACACAUCAAUUUAAAAUCAUUUCAACAUCCCUGAGAAUACUAUCUUGAGAAGUGACAGUAAUCUGGUAACAUAGAGUUCUCAAAGAAAACUCGAUCAAAUAAUAAAGUUUCCUAAUGCUGCUGAAAAUCUGUAUUUUAAAAUAAAUAUUCUAUUAAUUUACUCUUGACCUUCCACUCUCAAUAUGCAAGAGUAAUUCUUCAGAAAACAUGAAUUUUUAUAUUAUAAUAUCUCAACAUCUCACCAAUAGUAGCUGUGCCUUAUUCAUGCCCAGUACUAUGUGAUUAUGAUUACACAUGAAAAUAUAAUGUUAAAUUCUAUUUGCACUACAUUUGGUCAAAGAAAAAAAAUCAGGAACGACUAUGUAAUCUUUAUGCUCAAAGUGUUAAUAAAUAUUUUAGAAGAUAAAAAUACCAACACUUUUGAUAGUUACACUAAUUUUGAUCAAGAUUAUAGGUAGUGAAAGUCUAAUUCAAGUAAAUAAUUUAAAUUUCUCACCUUUUAGUAUGCAGCAGAAUCACAUAUAACCUCAACUGGAAUCUUACUGAUAUCUAUUACCAAAAACCCCUAUGACAAUAAUAGCAACAAUGGCAGCAGGAACUAUUUACUGACAGAGCAUACACUAUAUGCCUGGUUCUGUGUUACACCACUUUACACACAUGAUCUCACAGAAUCCUUACAAAUGACACUAAGAGACAGGAAAGAAAGACUCAUGCAAGAAGUUACAUACCUAAGAUCACACAGCUAAUAAAAGCAGCAAAGCUUCAUCUUAAAGACCAUGUUCUCAACCAGUAUGUUAUUCUGCUGUAUAUUUCACAUAUGACACCUGCAGUAAGAUCUAAAGAGCUAAGCAAAAAUGGCCUGUCCUCUAAUUCUACUAUUCUCUGCUUGUUCUUCAUCUUUUGCCAGGGAAGGCUUCAUAACCAUUUUCUCACACUGGAGGGGCACCUGAUGUUAGGUGCAAAUAAAGAGAAAGGGAAAAGAAAGGAAACCUGAUCCCUCUUUUUUUCUUCUUCUUCUUUUCAACCGUUUACAUCUGGUGGCCAAAACCUUAGAAAACCCUAAGUUUACUGCUUAUCUCUUGCUUCUUUGGGCUCUGAGAUACAUCUGUAAACAACAGACAUAUGUCACAGUUAGAAAUUACAAAAGGUGCCUACUUGGAAGCACAUUAUAUCAUUAGUAACAGACAAAAGUAGCACUGCAUUUACUCACUCUACUAGUCAGUCACCUACUGUUUUGGGAUGAGGUGGUAAAAUCCUUUUAUCCAACUGAUUUCAGGGUUUUUUUUUUUUUUUUCCUUUUCAGUUUUUACUGCUCAACUACAAAAUCUAUUAAAUUAACAUAGCUUUAAGAAGACAAAAAAGAAUAUCCCCACUAUGCAUACAUUUCUAAUAGACCUCACAGAAUAUCAGUUUAUCACUUAAACAGUACUCUCAAAAAACAGAGAAUGUACACAAAUACUAAAAAGUGACGUUCUGAGUUUCAGGAAGACACCUGUCACACACUACAUCAACACACACGCACAACCUUCCUCUAAGCACGAUAUAACUAUAAAUCUUACUAUUUCAAGAUACAAUAUGUCAAAAGAGGAAGAAAAAUGUUUCUGUAUCUACAGGAAUUGUUUCUUCUCUCUUUACCAGAGCAAAUAUCUGUGCUAAAGGACAACUGGAGCUAACGUAAUUGUCUCAGUCUGUCUAUUAAUCUAAUCAUUUCAACUUCCAACUGAAUGUGACAGAUUCUAAAUUUGAAUCUCACUGUUGACAGUAUCCUAAACACUGAAAAAAAUAGAUCGACAGAUCUAAUAGAUCAUAAAAAUACUAAAUAACAGAAAACUAUAUAACAUUAUAUGAAAAAUCUUGAAUUCAUGUUUUUAUGAAUUUUUAAGCAAAUGUUUAAAAUCACAAAUUUAUACAAUAGAAUAAAAUAAGGGUGUAUGCCAUAACUAAAAUGCUAUUAAAACAUUAGAAUAUAGAUAACGGAAUUAACAUGACAUUCUGACAGCGAUGAGAAUCUUCUAAUAUACUGAAGGUUUGAAACAAUAAAAAUCACAUUAAAACCACAAAACAGUUAUUUGAAGUAAUUUCAUAAAACUGUUUCCAGUUAUGAUUUGAAAAAUAAAUACUAUCAGAAAAUUAGAACUAGAAGAAAUUACCAUAAGCCCCAGCCAAUAUCUACUUGAUUAUCAGAUAAAAUUAAGAAGAGAAAUAAAAAUGUUCAGUAAGCCCAUAAUGAGAUAAUGUGUUAUGGUUUAACAACAGUUUUCAAACUAAUUUCCUCAUAUGUCUCAGUUACUAUAAUUAGUAAAACCAGGAGAGCUGUGUUUUAGAGUCCUGCCCUCACUUUAGUACAACUGCAAUUUUAUAUGUUUAAAUGAAAAGUUUCCAUGUCAAAGUUCAUUUGAAAAGAGUGACCAAUGUUUAUUUGCUUUUUGUUUGUUUACUGAAAACUACCUCAAUGAUUCUUGAACUGAAAUACAACUACAGAAAAGAUAAAAAUACAUAUAUUUACUCAUCAUGUAACAUCCAACAUAUCAACUUAAAGAAUAAAAGGAACUCAGAUAAUCAGUCAAAAAAAAGAUUAAAAUACUAAAACAAGAGUCUUAGACACGAGCCAUUAUACAAUACAAAUAGUGAAAAAAAAUUCACAAAGGCAACAUUUUAAAAAUAAGGGAUAAUCAAAAGUAAGAGGAAACUCUGGUGAAAACUAAACUUUUACCAAGAGGUAUAAAAAUUCUGACAAGUAAGAACACACCAUCUUUUUUUAGUUAACAAGAAUACCUACUUUUAAAAAUGGACAUUCUUCCCCAAUCAGCAUGUUUUCUUCAUCUGUAUUUUCCAAAUAGGGAAAAAACUGUUGUAGUAAGCCCAGUCAAAUCUUAAUGAAUAUUUUUUAAAGUUUUUAGCGUGUAUGGAUGGAAAUCACAAAAUGAUUAUAAAAUUAAUAUGGAAAAAAGGUAUCAGUAGCUAAGAAAAUACUGAAAGUGAUCUUAAAGAAUGUACUAUAAAGCUGGGGCACCUGGGUGGCUCAGUUGGCUAAGCAUCUGACCCUUUGUUUUGGCUCAGGUCAUGUCUCAUGGUUUGUGAGUUGGAGCACAUCAGGCUCUGUGCUGGCAGUGUGGAGCCUACUUGGGAUUUUCUCUCUCCCCCUCUCUCUGUGCCGCUCCCCCACUUGUGCUGUCUCUGUCUCUCUCAUUAACAAGCUAAUGGCUAUCAUAUCAAAGUUUGUACUAUAUCUCGCAUUAUUAGCACAUGUUCACUAAAACUGUUCUAAGAUUUAAUAAAUUUUAAAUAUUUUUAAAGAA